CGCGUAAAGUGCCUCUGCCAGAAUCUGUCCCAAGGUCCCAGGCCCUUGAUCUGCUUUGAAAACCACUGGGCAUAACUGCUGUACCGAUCAUGUCAUCCCCGUCCCCAGAAGAGAUGGUCGAGGGCGAGCUCCCGACCAUCGAUCCUUACGAGACGCUCGACCUUAGCCGAGAUGCCACAGCCGAUCAGAUCAAGAUUGCUUACCGCAAAGCCGCCUUGAAAAACCACCCAGACAAGGUCCCUCCAGAGCGCAAAUCCGAAGCAAACGAAAAAUUCCAAGCCAUCGCCUUCGCCUAUGCGAUCCUCUCCGACCCGGCUAGGCGCAAGCGCUACGACGCGACCGGUUCCACCUCCGAAUCCAUCGUCGACGCAGAUGGGUUCAACUGGAGCGACUACUACCGGGACCUGUUCCGGGACGCGAUAUCGGCCGACGCCAUCGCGGAGUUUUCAAAGAAGUACAAGGGCUCGGACGAGGAGAAGGACGACGUGCUCAUCGCCUACGAGGAGCACGAGGGCGACAUGGACAAGGUCUACGAGUCGGUCAUGCUGAGCAACGUCUUGGAGGACGACGAGCGGUUCCGCGCCAUCAUUGACGCGGCCAUCGCCUCGGAGGACGUGCCGGCUUUCAAGGCAUACACCAAGGAGAGCAAGAAGAAGCGCGAGGCACGCACCAAGGCCGCGCGGGUCGAGGCGGCCGAGGCAGAAGAGUAUGCGAAGGAACUAGGGGUGCAUGACGAGCUGUUCGGCGAUAAGAAGGCGAAGAAGGGCAAGGGGAAGGGUAAUAAGGGCAAGGGUGGUGGGGAGGACGACCUGGCCGCCCUCAUUUUGCGCAACCAGCAGAGUCGGGCGGGCUUUCUCGAUAAUCUGGCGGCCAAGUACGGCGCCGGGACGAAGAAGAAAAAGGGAAACAAGAGGGCUAUCGAGGAGGAAGAGCCGUCCGAGGAGGCGUUCCAGGCUGCGGCUGCGAGGUUGAAGAAGCCCAAAACUUCCGCGGAGAACAACGGCAGGGGGGCGAGAAGGUCCAGGAAGUGAUUCUGCAUGGCCUCGGCGCUUUAUUUUACUUACGGAUGGCGUGGGUCUUUUUAUUUUAUUUUAUAUGCAUGGCCUCUGGGUCUGGGGUUCUCUUGCAGCUAUGAACGGAUGGAUCAUUGGCGUUACGGUUGGUUUAGGUAUCGCUUUUAAGCUGAUAAUGAAUUUGUGUGUCGCUGCCAUGGUGGCCGCUU
Molecule: messenger RNA, 1222 nt
Organism: Sodiomyces alkalinus F11
Lineage: Eukaryota; Fungi; Ascomycota; Sordariomycetes; Glomerellales; Plectosphaerellaceae
Product: DnaJ-domain-containing protein
Exons: 2
Coding region: 90-1031 (313 amino acids)
Cellular component (GO): cytoplasm; nucleus
Molecular function (GO): heat shock protein binding
Source: RefSeq, a predicted model, not a curated record